Didymodactylos carnosus is the source of this 2304-nucleotide messenger RNA. Lineage: Eukaryota; Metazoa; Rotifera; Eurotatoria; Philodinida; Philodinidae. The record is from the annotation of a GenBank genome assembly.
AUGAAUGUCUUCAAUAAAAUGAGUGAUAAAAUAUUAAAAAUUGUUGGACGUUACAUUUAUGAUAGUCGUGGAAAUCCAACAGUCGAAGUUGAUUUAUGGUCAUCUAAAGGUCUUUUUCGUGCUGGUGUGCCAUCAGGUGCUUCGACAGGAAUCUAUGAAGCAUUAGAAUUACGUGAUGGUGAUAAAAAUGUUCAUCAUGGAAAAGGUGUCACAAAAGCCGUAGAUAAUGUAAAGACGCUGGGAGAUAUGUUAAUUCAAAAAGGUUUUGAUGUUACACAACAAACAGAAAUUGAUAAUUUUAUGAUUCAAGCCGAUGGAACAGAUACAAAAAAAAAAUAUGGUGCCAAUGCCAUUCUUGGUAUAUCAAUUGCAUGUUGUAAAGCUGGUGCAGCACACAAAAACCUUCCAUUAUAUCAAUAUAUAUCAACAUUAUCAAAUGGAACAAUUCAAUUACCGGUACCUGCGUUUAAUGUUAUAAAUGGAGGAAGCCACGCUGGAAAUAAAUUGGCCAUGCAAGAAUUUAUGCUUUUACCAACAGGUGCAGCAAAUUUCAAAGAAGCAAUGCGUAUGGGUUCAGAAGUUUAUCAUCAUUUAAAAAAUUUAAUUAAAAAACAUUAUGGCCUUGAUGCCACAAAUGUUGGAGAUGAAGGUGGUUUUGCUCCCAAUAUUGAAAGCGCUGAAAAAGCUCUUGAUAUUAUUGUUGAAGCGAUAGACAAAGCUGGCUACAAAGACAAAAUUAAAAUUGGUAUGGAUGUUGCCGCUAGUGAAUUUUGUGAUGAAAAAACGAAACAAUACGAUUUAAACAAUAAAGAUCCAAAUAAUCCAAGAAUAUUAUCUUCAGAAGAUUUAGUCAAUUUUUACUGUGAAAUAGUAGCAAAAUAUCCAAUCAUAUCGAUUGAAGAUGGUUUUGAUCAAGAUGAUUGGCAUGGUUUUCAGUUACUUUUACAACGAAUGAAAGAACAAAAGAGAGAUGUGCAAUUAGUUGGUGAUGAUUUAACAGUUACAAAUGUCAAACGUAUUCAAAUGGCUAUUGAUAAAAAUGCAUGUAAUUGUCUUUUGCUUAAAGUAAAUCAAAUUGGUACUGUGACAGAGGCAAUUUCAGCGUGUAAUUUGGCUCGAGGAGCUGGUUGGAGUGUUAUGGUCAGUCAUCGUUCAGGCGAAACAGAAGACACAUUUAUCGCUGAUCUUGUUGUUGGUCUAGGAACAGGACAAAUCAAAACUGGUGCGCCAUGCCGCAGUGAACGUUUAGCCAAAUAUAAUCAAAUGUUACGUAUUGAAGAAGAAUUAGGUUCGAACGCCAAAUUUGCUGGUGAAACUGUCAGUCUUAAGUUAGGAUCAGGCUUUUCAUCAGCCGAAAUUACAGUCAUGUCCAAUGAACAUUUACAAUUGAAAGGUGUGCUAGUCGGUCAUAAUGAUUGGAUUACACAAAUAGCCACAACACCUCAGUUUCCUGACAUUGUAUUGAGUGCAUCACGUGAUAAAAGUAUCAUUAUCUGGCAAUUAUCCAACCAAUUAGAUUCCGUUGGUGAUGCAAAUCUAUGCGGUUAUCCAAAUAAGGCAUUACGCGGUCAUUCUCAUUUUGUUUCUGACGUUGUUAUAUCAUCCGAUGGUUUGUUUGCCGUCAGUGGUUCAUGGGAUGCAUCAUUAAGAUUAUGGGAUUUAUCAGUUGGAACAUCGACUCGACAGUUUGUCAAUCAUAAAAAAGAUGUUUUAAGUGUGGCAUUUUCAGCCGAUAAUCGUCAAAUUGUUAGUGGUUCACGUGAUAAAACAAUCAAAUUAUGGAACACUGUUGGACAGUGUAAAUACACAAUACAAGACGAUAAUCACACAGAUUGGAUAUCGUGUGUUCGAUUUUCACCGAAUCAAAAGGAUCCACUUAUCAUAUCAGCCGGAUGGGAUAAACUUGUGAAGGUAUGGAAUUUAACAAAUUGUAAAUUGCGCACAAAUCAUUAUGGUCAUAAUGCUUAUUUGAACACUGUCACAGUCUCUCCGGAUGGUUCACUUUGCGCUAGUGGAGGACGAGAUUGUCAAGCAAUGUUAUGGGAUUUGAAUGAUGGAAAACACUUGUAUACAUUAGACAGUGGUGAUACAAUCAAUGCAUUGUGCUUCUCACCAAAUCGUUAUUGGUUGUGCGCAGCUAGUGGAACAUCAAUUAAAAUAUGGGAUUUAGAAACAAAAACAAUUGCUGACGAAGUCAAAUCUGAUAAACAAUGUACAUCAUUAGCGUGGUCAGCUGAUGGACAAACAUUAUUUGCUGGUUUUACCGAUAAACAAAUACGUGUAUUUGAAGUAAAACAACGUUAA